AUGGUCGACGACUCCAACACCAAGCGCCCCACGCCGGCGCACGCUCCUGCCGAUGCAGAUGCCAAAUCGCCGCGUGAUGGCGACGACCACGACGACGAAUCGACGCGCAAGCGAAUCGCCUCGAUCGCAACGCGCUUUGGCGGUAUGGCCGCACAGGCAUCGAGCCAGGCUACCCAAAAAGCCGCUGAUGCCGCAUCUCAGGCCACGGAGCAGGUGUCCAAGACCGUCUCGCCCACCGCCGCCCAGACCGCCGGCGUACUGCAGGCCAUGGCGCUCUCGACCAAAAACGUCUUCUCCCCCGAACAACGCGCCAAGGAGGCAAAGUCGUGGUACGAGUACGAGUCGCCCCUCCACGUGCGUCGCAGCAUCGCCGAGUUCGAGUCGCCCCUCCAUGCGCGUCGCCGACUCGCAGCCAUCGCCUCCCAGCUCGGCCUCGCCACCUCGUCCGCAAAGCAGGCUCCCGGCUUGCUCAGUGCGCUCUCCUCGGCAUCUUCUGCCUCUUCAUCGUCCAACUCGUCCGCUGGCAACAAGUGGGAUACCGCAAGGCUGCCCGAUUACCACGAGCUCCCAUCGCACGGUGGGUGGCCGGGGUGUGCCUGGGAUGUGUGGGGCAAAGGAGACCAGCUGGGCACGAUCAACCUCCUCACCGAGUCGCUCGUCCUGCGUGCAGCAAAGCACGAGAUCCAAACCGGACGAACCGUCUCGCUCAACUGGCCAAUCCACCUCCCCGCCGAGCCGUUCUUUGCACGCAAGUCGGUGACGCACAAACCGUUCGGCAAGGGUGGGCGCGGAUACACGGCGCCGCGCGAUGCGUACGUUGCGUCGGUGCGCACCAAGAAUCCCGACGUUCAUGUGGUGGACGAUGAGGCGGUGCCCAUUAGCGACGAGCUGCUCGAGCUCAACACGCAGAGCGGCUCGCAGUGGGACGGUCUGCGUCACUAUGGCCAUUUGCCCCUCAGUGUGUUUUAUGGCGGUGCAUCGCGCGCGAGCAUCCACGAUUCGUUCAACGACCCUUCGCCCCAACCUGCGGAUCCGGAGGCAUGGAAUACGCCGCAGGCCAAGGCAAGGAAUGCGCUCGGUAUCCACCACCUCGCUCAGCACGGGAUUUGUGGAAGGGGUGUGCUGCUCGACGUGUUUGAGUAUCUCUCCCACCACGGCACGGACAGCGUUCAACGCGAGCAGUACAGUUGGUCCAAAUGGACCGAAUAUGGUGGGGGAAAAGGUUAUGAUCCGCGCUCGGGAUUCCGCAUCACAGUGGCUGAUCUCGAAGCAACCGCCAAACACCAGGGUGUCGAAUUGCGUCGAGGCGAUAUUCUGCUCGUGCGCUCCGGGUUUACGGCACGAUACUACUCGCUCUCACCCGAGCAACGUGCAGCUUGGUCGGAUCCCAAUCCCAAGGAGGGAAUGGGUAUGCCGUUUGCCGGAGUCGAACAGAGCGAUGACAUGAAGCGCUUCAUGUGGAACCACCACUUUGCAGCGGUGGCGGGUGACAGUCCUGCGUUCGAAGCAAGACCAACUAGGGACGGAGAGGCGAUGCUGCACGAAACCUUCCUCGCCAUGUGGGGGAUGCCCAUUGGAGAGCUGUUCGAUCUGGAGGCACUCGCAAGUACGUGCAAACAGCUCGGCAGAUACUCGUUCUACUUUGCGUCCUGGCCGCUCAAUCUGUUCGGCGGCGUGGCUAGCACCGCCAAUGCAAGCGCCACCUUCUAA
Messenger RNA from Moesziomyces antarcticus, 1710 nucleotides. RefSeq lists its product as uncharacterized. Gene Ontology annotation, molecular function: arylformamidase activity. The record is from RefSeq and is a predicted model, not a curated record. Lineage: Eukaryota; Fungi; Basidiomycota; Ustilaginomycetes; Ustilaginales; Ustilaginaceae. Bases 1 to 1710 code for a protein of 569 amino acids. The transcript has a single exon.